GAAGUAGAACAAGAGGCAUUUUAAAGAGCACUGCCAUAAAUACAGCUGUAUCUCUGAACGCUGGCGCAUUUACUGGAGACUCUUCCCAAAGUCUGUUUGAACCAGAACCUGUGAAAUUUCCAAAAGCUUCGUAAUGGAGUUUGUAGCAUCCAAAGGAGAUUAUAUUAGAUACUUAAAAAGGCCUUUAUUGCUAGUUUUAGUGUGUGUAAUAGUUCUUGUGUGCACUGAUCAGGACUACUAUAGUUUACUUGGAGUAUCCAAAGAAGCAAGUAGUAGAGAAAUACGACAAGCAUUCAAAAAGCUGGCAUUAAAGUUGCACCCUGAUAAAAAUCAGAAUGAUCCAAAUGCACAUGAAAAUUUUUUGAAAAUAAAUAGAGCAUAUGAAGUACUUAAAGAUGAAGAUCUACGGAAGAAGUAUGACAAGUAUGGAGAGAAGGGUCUGGAAGAUCAGCAGCAAGGAGGUCGUUACGAGAGCUGGCACUUUUAUCGCUAUGAUUUUGGUAUUUAUGACGAUGAUCCCGAAAUUAUAACGUUGGAUAGAGGAGAAUUUGAUGCUGCUGUUAACUCAGGAGAACUGUGGUUUGUGAAUUUUUAUUCUCCUCGAUGCUCCCACUGCCAUGAUUUAGCACCUACGUGGAGAGAAUUUGCUAAGGAGCUGGAUGGAGUAAUACGCAUUGGAGCUGUGAACUGUGGAGAUAACAGAAUGCUUUGUCGAAUUAAAGGGAUUAACAGUUACCCCAGUCUGUACAUUUUCAAAACUGGAAUGCAACCAGUGAAAUAUUUUGGAGACAGGUCAAAAGAGAGCUUAAAGAAUUUUGCCAUGCAGUAUGUUACAAGCACAAUCACUGAGUUAUGGGCAGGAAAUUUUGUAAAUGCUAUUGAAACUUCAUUUGCUUCUGGUGUUGGUUGGCUGAUCACCUUCUGUGCUGAACGUGGAGAUUGCUUGAGUUACCAAACCCGCCUGAAGCUAGCUGGCAUGUUGGAAGGUCUUGUUAAUGUGGGCUGGAUGGACUGUGGCACCCAGGGUGAGCUUUGUGAUAAUUUAGAUGUCUCAUCUAGUACCACUGCAUACUUUCCACCUGGAGCCACCAUAAAUAACAAAGAGAAAGGAGGUGUUUUGUUUCUUAACUCCUUGGAUGCCAGAGAAAUAUAUCAGGAAGUAAUGCAGCAUCUACCAGAUUUUGAAAUCAUCUCUGCAGCAUCAUUAGAGGAACGUCUGGCUCAUCACCGCUGGCUGCUUUUCUUCCAGUUUGGGGAGAGUGAUAAAUCAAACGUGCAGGAAUUUAAGAAACUUAAAUUUUUACUUAAAGAUGAGCAUAUUCAGGUUGGGAAAUUCGACUGUCUUUCCUCACCAACCAUGUGCAACAAACUGUAUGUUUAUCAGCCUUGUUUAGCAGUUUUCAAAGGAAAAGGAACUGGAGAUUAUGAAAUUCAUCAUGGAAAGAAGAUCCUAUAUGACAUUGUCGCAUUUGCCAAAGAAAGUGUGAACUCGCAUGUGAUCACACUGGGACCUCAGAAUUUUCCUGACAAAGAUAAGGAACCGUGGCUGGUGGAUUUCUUUGCACCGUGGUGUCCUCCUUGUCGAGCCUUGUUACCAGAGCUGAGAAAAGCAUCUAAACAUCUUUAUGGUCAGCUUAAAUUUGGAACACUAGACUGCACUGUCCAUGAAGGCCUUUGCAACAUGCAUAACAUUCGAGCUUACCCAACAACAGUUGUGUUCAACCAGUCUGAUGUUCAUGAGUAUGAAGGACAUCACUCUGCUGAGCAGAUCCUGGAGUUUAUAGAGGAUCUCAGGAAUCCAUCGGUGGUCUCCCUAACACCAGAGACAUUUGCUGAAUUAGUUCAGAGAAGAAAGCGGGAGGAGAUCUGGAUGGUGGACUUCUACGCUCCAUGGUGUGGACCUUGUCAGGCUUUAAUGCCAGAAUGGAAGAAAAUGGCCAGGAUGUUAAAUGGAUUAAUCAGUGUAGGCAGUGUGGAUUGUCAAAAAUAUUAUUCUUUCUGUCACCAAGAAAAUGUUCGGGGCUAUCCUGAGAUCAGACUCUUUCCUCAAAAGUCAAACACGGCUCAUCAGUACUAUAGCUACAAUGGAUGGCACAGAGAUGCCUAUUCACUCCGAGGCUGGGCUUUGGGAUACUUACCCCAGGUGUCUGUAGAUCUCACCCCUCAGAGUUUCACAGAAAAAGUUCUGAAUGGGAAAGAUCAUUGGGUCAUUGAUUUUUAUGCUCCUUGGUGUGGACCUUGCCAAAAUUUUGCACCUGAAUUUGAGAUGCUUGCAAGGGCUGUUAAAGGAAAAGUAAAAGCUGGAAAAGUGGACUGCCAGGCUUAUGGGCAGACCUGUCAGACUGCUGAUAUCAGAGCCUAUCCUACUGUUAAGUUUUACCCCUACCAAGGAGCAAAGAAAAGUGUUCUUGGGGAAUAUAUAGACAGCAGAGAUGCAAAAGGCAUAGCUGACCUUUUGAAUGAAAAAUUAGAAGCAAUGGAAAACAAAGGAAAAAGAAAAAAAUCUAGAAAUAAGGAUGAACUCUAACUGGUACUGGAGGUAGAUACUAUUCAAAAUAUUCUGAAGCUGUGAAGAUAGAAGACACCACAAGGAAAAUAUAAGGAUAGUUACAUUGAUGACAGGACAAGACACAUGAAAACAAGUUUGAGUUCACAGGCAUACCUGACUGUAUGAGUUCUGUUAUACUGGGGAGAUGAAAACAUUUUGGUGUUGGUGGAGGCAAUGUUUCUGCAUGUCCCUCUUCUGAUAUACCAGCUACCUUCUUCCUGGCCAAACACUGGAGUUGACCAGAAAUGUGGACUCUGUCACUUUUGCCUACCCAUUUACUAGUUCCUUAUAUUUUUUUCUGUCUCUUUUCAAAUGCUUUUUGAAUGUGGCACUCAGCCUGUGGCUGAAUAUGCACUCAAACCACUCUGCAAUGCAGAACAUAAUGAGGGAUUGUCUAUUUGAAAGACAAACAGUUGUACCUGAUGAUUAUUCUGCUUUGGGGUUGCAUUAUUGUCUAGUCAGUGGUUAAGAAAUACAAUCAAGAACUGGUAGGAGGAUAUGUUUAAUGAAUUAAAUUGCUCUUGCCCUCGAGUGGAUUGCUCUAUUGUGGCAGUGGUGAUGCUGCCUGGAUGAACAGAACUUCAAAGAGCUUCUCAUUAGUUGCUUGGUUUGGUUUGGGGAUUGUGUUUAUUUUUUUUUAAAGUGAGAAAGAAAAAAUAAAGUAAUUCAAAUGUG
Messenger RNA from Prinia subflava (tawny-flanked prinia), 3223 nucleotides. RefSeq names its product DnaJ heat shock protein family (Hsp40) member C10 (gene DNAJC10). The transcript has 22 exons. The coding region runs from base 134 to 2527 and encodes 797 amino acids. The record is from RefSeq and is a predicted model, not a curated record. Gene Ontology annotation, molecular function: protein-disulfide reductase activity; misfolded protein binding; oxidoreductase activity, acting on a sulfur group of donors, disulfide as acceptor. NCBI's taxonomy places the organism in Eukaryota, Metazoa, Chordata, Aves, Passeriformes, Cisticolidae. Gene Ontology annotation, cellular component: endoplasmic reticulum; endoplasmic reticulum lumen. Gene Ontology annotation, biological process: protein folding in endoplasmic reticulum; IRE1-mediated unfolded protein response.